UCUGAGCUUGGCUUCAAGUCCCUGAUGGGCGUUGAGCACCUGUGAGCGCCCAGGCGAGGAGAGGAGCCAGGACCAUGUGGCUGUGCCCUGCUCUGCUCCUUGUCAUCCUGUCAGGCUACUCCACUGUUGGGAAUCCACUCAUUGGUCCGGGAACAGCAAGAGGCCCGGAGAGGGGCUCACUGACCGUGCAGUGUCGCUAUGGCCCAGGAUGGGAAACCCACAGGAAGUGGUGGUGUCGAGGGGCUCGUUGGGGCCGCUGUAAGAUGCUUGUUGAGACCACUGGAUCAGAGCAGGAGGUGAGGAAGGGCCAUGUGUCCAUCAGAGACAAUCAGAAAAACCACAUGUUCACCGUGACCAUGGAGGGGCUCAGGAGAGACGAUGCUGACACUUACUGGUGUGGGAUCGAGAGAACUGGAGCUGACCAUGGGGUCCGAGUUGAGGUGACCGUUGACCCAGACACACAAAAUUCAGCCCCAGAAAGGACAACCACGGUGGCAAGUGUGGCUUUCACAUCGUCAACCAGUACGAAGACCACCAGCCCCCUCACCAGGUCCCUGCUCGGCAGCACCUACUUCCUGCUACUCGUACUCCUGGAGCUGCCCCUGAUCCUGAGCAUGCUGGGUGCCGUCCUCUGGGUGAACAGGCCCUGGAGAAGCUGUGCGGGGAGGCCGGGUUGGCGCGCUGAUGAGAACCAGUAGCCCCGAUGCCCUCGGAUGCCCUGUCCAGAGAGAGCCUCCGACAGAAGAAGAGCAUUUCUAACAGGAAGUGACAGUGGUUCUAGAGGCAGGGCCAGCCUAGCUUUAGGGAACAGCCCCCACGACCCCUGGCCUGUAGUUGUACCUCCUGGGGCUCGGGGACUCGCCCUGGCCCCUGCUUCUCUGCAUAGCUCCUGGGGCCUGACAGAGCCUUCCUUUCUCCGGAGGCCUGCAGCGCAGUAGAAAAUGCAUUUCCUCCCGGGCGCCCCGUCCAUGGCAGCCACAUGUAAUCUCCAGUCCGAGGCACCUUCCACGUUAGUGGACUUUCUUUUGCCUUCGUGGGGUUCAGGGCUCCAGGCAAGAACGGGUUUCGGAAUUCUAAACCCCAUGAAAACAGAGAAACCGAACCAAACUCUGGACCACCUGUGCGUGAAGACUUGAAUGCGUGGUGAGCAGAGGCUCUGGCUGCCCGGCCGGCUGCACUUUUGCCCCUUGACGGGGAGGGAAGUCUGGAGCCAGCCCCAUCCCUCACCUCCUGGACAUGCACAAGUGGACAUGAGAUUGGAUGUCACAUCCUCUCUAUGGUCACCAUAACCCUCCUGUUAAUGUCACUAAGUUGUCUUACCUCUCUUGAGAGCACUGCAGUCAGGCUGCUACUCUCACUUUGGGGUACAUGGGCGAUAACCAUGCAUUUUGGGGACUGUGGAGUAAUCCACAGAUGAGAUACUGGAGCAGGAACAGAGCUGGCCACUGUGAGCCGGGGGGCCAGAGAGAGGGGUGAGUCUGGGAGACGUGUCCCGGUUCUCGUAAGGACCCCAGACUGAGAAUUCUCCAGGAUGGAUGGAAGCUUUUCCCGAUGCAUAAUUCUAUAAGGACGCCGGUGAGUCACUUUAUAAAGAGAAAAAGACAACUGUUUCCUUCCUCUCAAGCUCCUCCCCCUGGACUUUUCCUUCCAGGCAGCUCCAGGGCCAAAAAGAGGCCACUAACCUGAAGGUGGGAUAGGGAACUGGCAGGCCCUGCCCGAUAAGGAGUCAUAAGACCCGAACCAAGGUCUCUGAUCAAACAGGAGGUGGUGGAGAAACCGGCCAAAACCAGUUAGAGCCAAGAUGGCGAUGAAAACUGGCCUCAGGUUACCCUCACUGCUCGCUAUACCCUGCUCAUAGUGCAUUCGUGUACUGAAAGAAACCCCCGCCAGCGCUGUGACAGUUUGCAAACGCCAUCGCAUGUCCAGGAAGUUACCCUAUAUGGUUUAAAAGAGGAGGAACUUCGGGUUCCAGGAACUCCCCGCCCCUUUCCCAGAAAUCUUAUGAAUAAUCCUCCCUCUGCUGAACAUA
Molecule: messenger RNA, 2029 nt
Organism: Propithecus coquereli (Coquerel's sifaka)
Lineage: Eukaryota; Metazoa; Chordata; Mammalia; Primates; Indriidae
Product: CMRF35-like molecule 4
Exons: 4
Coding region: 75-698 (207 amino acids)
Cellular component (GO): plasma membrane
Molecular function (GO): transmembrane signaling receptor activity
Source: RefSeq, a predicted model, not a curated record